GUGAGAUUUAGGAAAGUCAUUCACAGUUAAACUUAAACCAAUUCUGAUUACUUUAUUUUGUGUACUUCUAGUUUUCAGUUCUUUUUUGAUUGAUAAUCAUGCCUCCUCAACCAUCCGGUAAAGCUGUUAAGAAGGCUGGUAAGGCCCAAAAAGCUGUUCGUGCUACCGACAAGAAGAAGAAGAAGAAGCGACGAAAGGAAUCCUUCUCUAUCUACAUCUACAAAGUGUUGAAACAAGUUCAUCCCGACACUGGUAUCUCAUCCAAAGCCAUGUCCAUCAUGAAUUCCUUUGUUAACGAUAUUUUCGAAAGAAUUGCUGCUGAGGCUUCUCGAUUGGCCCACUAUAACAAGCGAUCAACCAUCACAUCCAGGGAGAUCCAAACCGCUGUUCGACUUCUCCUUCCCGGUGAAUUGGCUAAGCACGCCGUUUCUGAAGGAACCAAGGCUGUCACCAAAUACACUUCAUCCAAAUAAGCUUCCCAGCUUUCCAUCCAUUUCUCAUGUAUAAUCGAUAACUCAUCUUCACCCACCAAAAACGGUCCUUUUCAGGGCCAAUACAUGUCUGAGAAAAGAUCUCUUAUAAUUAUCAUUUGGAUUUGUUUUAAAAUGUAUAUAAGCUUAUUUAGAAUCUUCACAUCCAUUAAAUAAUUCCUAAACAAAUUUAA
Tetranychus urticae (two-spotted spider mite) is the source of this 664-nucleotide messenger RNA. Its product is annotated as histone H2B. The record is from RefSeq and is a predicted model, not a curated record. Gene Ontology annotation, cellular component: nucleosome. NCBI's taxonomy places the organism in Eukaryota, Metazoa, Arthropoda, Arachnida, Trombidiformes, Tetranychidae. Gene Ontology annotation, molecular function: structural constituent of chromatin; DNA binding; protein heterodimerization activity.